Messenger RNA from Dujonia railenensis, 423 nucleotides. The record is from the annotation of a GenBank genome assembly. Lineage: Eukaryota; Fungi; Ascomycota; Pichiomycetes; Serinales; Debaryomycetaceae.
AUGGUGAAGAAUCCAAAAAGGCCGUCUACAGAUGGUGCACAACCGGAAAAGUCGAAAAAACCGAAGAAGAAUGACUCCAUCUAUGAAUCCCAACCCCCAUCACAGACUUUGUAUGUGAAAAACAUAAACGAUAAGAUCAAUAUACACACCGUCAAGCAUCUGCUCUAUCUCCUUUUUCUGACGUACGGAGAUGUUGUUGAUAUAGUGUUGAACUACAAAGUCCACUCAAUGCGUGGUCAAGCUCAUAUUAUAUUUGGAAAUAUACAAUCGUCUAUAAUUGCAAUGAGAUCGUUGCAGAAUUUCAAGUUUUUUGAGAAGGAGCUCCAGAUCCAGUACUCCAAAUCCCCAUCCAAGAUAAUAACAUCUACAGAUGAAGCACAUGGUAGUGAGGAUGCUUUACCUCUAGCCGUUGAAGCAGUCUAG